Ananas comosus (pineapple) is the source of this 2022-nucleotide messenger RNA. Its product is annotated as protein NRT1/ PTR FAMILY 5.8. Gene Ontology annotation, biological process: transmembrane transport. The transcript has 5 exons. Gene Ontology annotation, molecular function: transmembrane transporter activity. The coding region runs from base 222 to 1811 and encodes 529 amino acids. The record is from RefSeq and is a predicted model, not a curated record. Gene Ontology annotation, cellular component: membrane. Lineage: Eukaryota; Viridiplantae; Streptophyta; Magnoliopsida; Poales; Bromeliaceae.
UUUUGAGCUUUUAAAGCUCCCUCAUUUGAUAGGUUUCAAUUCCCAGCAUUAGGAUGAACAGAGACUACUAGCUUUAAGAAUGUCGACACGCACCAUAAAAACAUAUAGUGGAGGAUGUUACAAUGCUGAGACCAUUUAGCAAAAAGCACCAUCCUUCAUAUUGAAGUGCACACAGUAAUGAGAUAGGUGGCAACCUCUCUCUCUCUCUCUCUCUCUCUCUCAUGGCUCUGGAGAAGAGAACAACAGGGCUAAGCAAGUCAUGUAUCCUUAUUAUAGUGGUGGCUAGCGUAGAACGAUUCGCGUACAAGGGUGUGGCUUCGAACUUGGUGACAUACCUCACAGAUGUAGUGAAGAUGAGCAUGUCAUCGGCCGCGAAGUGUGUUAGCACUUGGAGUGGAGUCACUUCGAUGCUUCCGUUAAUAACCGCUAUUCUUGCUGACUCUUAUUGGGAUCGCUAUUCGACAAUUAUGGCUUCUGCCUUGCUUUAUGUUGUAGGACUUGUGAGCUUAACCUCAUGGGCAUUGCUGCAUGCAUGGAUGCCAUGCACUUCACUUUUUCUCCCCCUCUAUUUAAUCUCCAUAGGGCAAGGUGGAUACAACCCCUCUUUACAAGCCUUCGGGGCCGAUCAAUUGGAGAUCGAAGACGACUCUCAUUGUAGCCAAGGCGAUGAUAAAAGCAAGGUGAAGAGCUUAUUUUUCCAAUGGUGGUACUUUGGCAUAUGCAGUGGUAGCCUUUUGGGCAAUUCCUUAAUGCCUUAUAUCCAAGAUUCGUUCAGUUGGGCGCUAGGGUUUGCCAUUCCUAGUGGUAUGAUGAGUUUAUCCGUGGCAUCUUUCUUAUGCGGUACCCGUUUCUAUGUGCACAAGCAAGCCAAGAUCCAUAAUAGGCCUCAAGAGAGCAUCAUACAAGUUAUUAAGACAUUUGCAGCAAAGAUCCUGAAUCGAAAGUUCCGACUACCUUCUCGAGAUGAUGAUGACGACGUUCUGGAACUCGAGUUACAAGAGAAGCCCCUUAAAGAUGACUUCAAUGGUCCAGAGGGAUUGGAUAGAGACUUGGCAAAAUUGGAUGAACCACCUCGCAUAACAAAAACUAUAUUGAGACUUUUCCCGAUUUGGAUGAUGCUCCUAAUGUUCGCGGUCAUUUUUCAGCAACCAAUCACUUUCUUCACGAAACAAGGCAUGAUGAUGAAUCAUAGAAUCGGAAGCAGUUUCGUGGUCCCUCCCGCAAUGCUUCAGAGUGCGAUCACUAUCUCGAUAAUACUUAUUAUGCCUCUUUAUGACAAGCUCAUCAUCCCUUUCGGGCGUCUUCUCACUCGAGACGAGAAGGGAAUUAGUGUACUGCAAAGGAUCGGUAUCGGUAUGUUCCUUUCGACCAUAGCCAUGGUUAUUGCCGCUCUUGUUGAAUUGAAAAGGGCUGGCGUUGUAAGGAAAGAAGGUCCCUUAGAAUCAGAGAAACAAAUGAGCAUAUUUUGGUUGCUACCUCAGUACAUUGUCUUGGGUAUUUCCGAUGUGUUUACGGUAGUUGGAAUGCAAGAGUUUUUCUACACCGAAGUGCCGAGUACCAUGAGAACUCUCGGCAUCGCGCUCUACCUCAGUGUUUUUGGUGUGGGCAGCUUCCUGAGUUCAUUCUUGAUAUCAUUUGUUGAGAUGAUUAAUGGUAAAUUCGGCAAAAACAACAGCUGGUUUUCUGAUGAUCCGAGAGAAGCUCGACUAUAUAACUACUAUUGGUUCUUGGCGCUGUUAAGCUCGAUAAGCUUUCUCAUUUUCGCAAAGUUAUCCAGACACUAUAAUACCUUGAAUUCUUCCGCGAAAUGAGUGAAAGAUCAAAGUUCAAUCCACUGAAUUAUCAGCAGAAGAAGAUCUGUUACAACUUUGGCAUGCUAAAAACAGGGGUUAAAUUUAGCUGCACUGUUCUUGUUAGUUUGUUUACGUUGUACGUUAAUUAGGUAGAUUUGUAUUUAAGUAGAGUUAUUGGUUUGUCAUAAUUUGAGUAUCUUAAGAAAUUUGAUCCUACAGGAGAACGUAA